Molecule: messenger RNA, 711 nt
Organism: Gongylonema pulchrum
Lineage: Eukaryota; Metazoa; Nematoda; Chromadorea; Rhabditida; Gongylonematidae
Source: the annotation of a GenBank genome assembly
AUGCAGCAAAUGCGCAAUGUGGAGAUGCAGCAUCCUCAGCAAGUACAGCCAAAGCAGGAAGUAGACGAGAGCGGCAGUAAUGGCCUUGCAAGUCAGCAAAAGAUUAAGCUCGGAAAUUUGCAUUUCAUUCAAGACCCAAACGACCCUCAGAAGUGGAUUAUUACUUCGGCAGCAGCUGAUACUCCGACCGAAACAACCGCGCCAGCAGUAUCGUCGUCUUAUCAGCCGGGAUAUCGUUACAAUCGACAGAAUGAAUUUGAUGUUACACCAACUGCUUCUACGGUAGGCCAACAACUGGGAUACAAGCAGCAAAAAACACCCAAAAGAACAGCCUGCAGCUGCCCUAACUGUCAAAGCAGUAUCAAUAACAAACUUGUUAAAAGUGGCGAGAAACAGCGUUUGCACAUAUGCCACCUUUGUCAAAAAACAUAUGGGAAGACAUCACAUUUACGCGCUCAUCUGCGAGGACAUGCGGGGCAAAAGCCGUUCGCAUGCGACUGGGCUCACUGCCAGAAGAGGUUUACUCGCUCCGAUGAAUUACAGCGGCAUCGCAGAACUCAUACGGGUGAGGGCCACAACAACGCAGAGUCGGGCGGGCGGACUCGAGCGUCGGUGGAUGCGGCUGUACGGGCCGUGGCAUCUGCGGAAGUGAACUCAACCCAGGCAAAUUUGAUCAGUACACAACCAUCAGCUCUUAUUAAUUCGAAUUAA